Messenger RNA from Rhineura floridana, 750 nucleotides. RefSeq names its product V-set and transmembrane domain containing 2B (gene VSTM2B). The coding region runs from base 16 to 750 and encodes 244 amino acids. The transcript is spliced from 4 exons. Lineage: Eukaryota; Metazoa; Chordata; Lepidosauria; Squamata; Rhineuridae. The record is from RefSeq and is a predicted model, not a curated record.
GGAGAUGAUAUUGAGAUGCCUUGUGCUUUCCGGGCCAGCGGAUCCACCUCUUACUCCUUGGAAAUCCAGUGGUGGUAUCUUAAAGAACCCGCACGAGAGCUUGCCCACGAAUUAGCCAUCAGUGGCCCCGGGAGCAGAACUAAGGUAGCAAAUAAAGAUGCAACGAAGAUCAGCACCGUGCGCGUCCAGGGCAACGACAUCUCCCACCGGCUGCGGCUCUCCGGGGUGCGGCGGCAGGACGAGGGCGUGUACGAGUGUCGAGUGUCGGACUACGGCGACGAAGACACGCAGGAACACAAGGCACAGGCGCUGCUGCGCGUCCUGGCGCGCUUCUCCCCGCCCGACGUGCAGGCGGCCGAGGCGGUCUCGCACAUCCAGAGCAGCGGCCCGCGCAGAAGCAGCCCGUCCGGACGAGCCACGGACGAGCCGGGCCUGGGGGACAAGCGCCUCCUGCCAGCGCAGAGCGAGGCCGCCGCCUCUUCUUCUUCCUCCUCCUCCUCGGCAGCCUCUGUCCCCGCCGCGGCCUCCUCGUCGUCGUCGUCGUCCUCCUCUGCCUCGUCCUCCAACUCGAGCACCACGACUAUUGUGGCGGCGGCGGCAGCGUCGUCGGCCUCCCCUCCGCCGGGUAAAGCGACCAUCCUCCGCCAGCAGCAUGGAUCAGGUACAGAGCCAAUUUAUGUGACAGAUCCUUUCCUCUGUACGUUCCUGUUAGUGUUGCAUAAGCUUGUACACUUAUUCUUAAACCACUGA